AUGCAUCGUUUGGAGCUUCAAUACGAUAACAAUGGCAAGCUCACGAUUAAUUUCGACUAUAAAAAUUCCACAGCUGUGUGCUACCUUUCACAAUAUGCCUCGAACGUCCGAAAAAUACACUUCAAAAUCAAAUUCCCAAGUCCGAACCGCAACGACUCUGAUCUUGCGAGAGUCACAGGAGAAAUCGAGGAUAUCGUCACCGUAAUCAACAACGAAUUCACAAACGUGUCCCAAUUCGAAGUGUCAUUCUUCCUACAUAGACUCGAUGUGAAUCAGCUCUCGAGUGCUCUUGCCUUUCGAAGACUUCGUCUUAGAGGAUGCGAAUUGACUUACUUUGUUGAAGGUAAGUGGACAGAUACAGUUGAUAUGGAUUCAGACUGGCUUGAAGAUCUUGAACCUAUAUAUGGCAGGCCGAACUACAGUAACUAUUUUCCCUGUGAUAGCGAUGAGGAGGAAAUAUGUAUGGCCUCGGACUCGGAGUAG
This is a messenger RNA of Botrytis fragariae, 483 nucleotides long. RefSeq lists its product as uncharacterized. NCBI's taxonomy places the organism in Eukaryota, Fungi, Ascomycota, Leotiomycetes, Helotiales, Sclerotiniaceae. The transcript has a single exon. The record is from RefSeq and is a predicted model, not a curated record. Bases 1 to 483 code for a protein of 160 amino acids.